Messenger RNA from Durusdinium trenchii, 1608 nucleotides. Lineage: Eukaryota; Dinophyceae; Suessiales; Symbiodiniaceae. The record is from the annotation of a GenBank genome assembly.
AUGAUCCUCAAAGAAGGCCUUCUGGAAGAGGACGAGGCCAGAUAUUUGGCCUCCUACAAUCACAGCGCUUCGCCCGCACGUGAUGGGAGCGGGAGCUGGGUGAAGCCGCAGGCGGGCUUCAGCCGCCGUGCCGGUGGCAUGCUCAGCAUGCUGGCCCAAGGCUUGUGGCCAGGAUGCUGGCGAGGUUUCCUGAUUGUACUUGGUAUGGAAGACACGGAAGACGAGCAUCCCCCCAUCAGGGAUGCCUUGUUGGAGCCAUCCGGCACAAGUGAGGUAGUGACGUUUGUGCUGUCGCUGGCGGCCUUUCUGCUGCCGCGCUGGCUGGCGGCGCUCUGCGUGGUGGUGAUCGUUGGCAUCCUUUGUCGGCUCAAGGGUUCCCUUGGCGUGCUGCUGUUGAGCGUGUUAGUUGGAAAGAUCCACAAGAACCACCACGAGCGGGCCGUGAUUUACUACAGUUGGACGCUUGGACCGCUUGGAAGCUUCAGAAUUCCGGUAGACGACCUAGACUACGGAAGCUUUUUGAGGUUCCCCUGCUGGAAGUUGCUGCUCUGCUUGUUGGGUGCAGUGAGCGGUGGCUUGGUAGGGCAUCAUCUUUGGGAGCACUACUGGCAGCAGUAUUCGGAGGUCUCCCUCUUGAAGGCCUACCGCGGCAUCGACCCCUCGGUGGUCCCGGGCACGCAGAUCCAGGACGCGGGCGCCGUGGACUUCGUGUCCAGCGCGGGCAUCGACUCGGAGCACGCCGGGUGCUUCAUGAAUGCCGGCCGCACUUAUUGCAUCGCACCCAUCGUCACCAACGGGACCAUGCUCCACAACAUUGGCGGAGCGCCCCGCUAUGGGAGCUAUGACUACUUUGCUGUCGGGGUCGACUGCUGCAGCUGUCCAGACAUCAACUUCCGCUGCGGUGCUUGGCGCCACCCCUGGGCUGAGGGCGGCAUCCGCUCCACCGAUCUCGAAGCACGGCCCUUCUACAGGCUCGCAGUGGAGGCUUGGGCCAGCUCCUAUCGGAAGACUGCAGCACAUCCCUUGUUCUUUGAGUGGGUGGAGUCGCCCGUAGCGCACUGGACGCUGGGCUUUGGACGAGUUCUGUGGGUGUUGAAUGAUAAUGAGGUCUUCACAGCUUUUGUUUCAAUUGGCUAUCCUUACGACAAUUUCAAGGUGCUACUCAUGCCAAGCUUCGCCAUUGCAAAAAUUGGCCGCAUCCUGCAACGGCAUGAUGCGCUCUGUCUGGCUCUGAGAGCAACUCCCUCGAAGACACUGCGGCAGAACUUCUGGAAAGGCCUGGCCUUCUCAGUUCUGCUCUUCUCUGGUGCCAUCUUCGCCUUCAGCUUGACCUUGGCGCGGCUUCAGCAGGCGCUGGUGGUGCAUGGCUGGGCUUCGCCCUGGUGCACUCCAGCGCCGCCGCAGGGCUUUGAGACCGCCUGGGAGCGCUGGUUGCCAGAGAUGAUGGAGAGCUAUAAGGUGGGGCGGCUAUGGCAGGUCACACCUGGUGUGAAAAACAAAGGAGAGGGAGACCUCCCAGGGAGACCUACAACCCAUCAAGUUUCCAACGACCCAUCAAGUGUCCGACACUCACAUCAUGUCCGACACUCACAUGUCUCAUGGGGCUGA